GAUCUGUCAAAGAUUUCUAUGCGCAUUAUCAAUUUUGGAGCACUUGUACUCGUUAUUACAAUCUGCUUAGACACCUAGGCACGCUGUGUUUACCCUUGUAUUACCGUGCUAGUCCUGCGAAAUAUGCUCAGCCCUCAGAAUAAAAAAGAGUUAUCUUAUAGCUCAGAAUAAUAAUCUGUCAUUUAAACCAGAAUACGACACUGGCAGAAAUUGAUAGCAACACCGAAGUUGAAAUCACAUCAAACCGAUUACGCGCCAAUUUAAAGUUAAUUUUUAUUUUCUAACUUUGUUGGGGUGGAGUGGAAAUAAUUAAGAAAUAUUUGUUUUUUUUAUUUAUAUAGUUAAGCGUUACAAAAAAUAUUAUAAUUACGUAAAUUACGCCGUAAAAAGUUUACUAAACACUCUAAACGUAGAAGUUAGCUGGACUGGGACAAUAAACUUCAAAAACAAAACGUAACCUAUUAGGAACUCCUAAUGCCUAGUAGCAGCCAUCAGAUCUAGCUCAAACUGGGGCAGCUGAUAAUAAUAUCGCACUUAACAGUGGUAUGAGAGAAGCAUCUGUAUCAGAUAUAAUAAGUAGUUCUAAAAAGAUUUCACUGUAAAAUGGAGUGUGAGAAUGUAUUAAAGCUAGAUCCUGAAAUAGCUUACGAAAACUAUGAAAAUUACGUAAAAGCGCUCAUUGAAAAUGAGAAAGCUGGUAGUACUUAUGCAAAUUGUGAAUCGAAAGUGGAAGUACCAUCAGACAAACAUAGUUUUAAUGUUCAACAUUCUUUAGCUGAUGUACAAAUUACUGCCACUCCAUUAUUGCCGAAUAUGGAUUCAACAAAUAAAAGUACUAAGUUGGAAUAUUUUACAUAUGGUGAUAUUGCAAAAAAAUAUGAUCUUGAAAGUGAUAAAGUUUUGGAGGAAAUUUCAUUCUAUUACAAAGAACAAGGUACAGAAACUGUAAUAGAAGUUGAAAAUAAUACAUAUGAGCGACUUAAAACUGCAAUACGUAACGAUAACAGGGAAAUGUGGAAUGAUGAAGCUGUUUCAACAGAUCACAGUAAAACUCUUGAUAAUGAUAUUGAAAUGUACCUUAAAAAUUGGAAAGUAACUAACCCAACAGUAAAUAACAAUAGCUUUGUGGAUGUGGAAGAAUUGUCCAUGAACCAUUCAAAAAAAAUCACAAGUCUUAACUCAACAGUAUAUGAAACCCUCGAUGAGAGUACAAAAAGCAUGUUGGACGAAGUAAAAAUGGAUAAAUUUGAAACUUGCUGGUCAUCAUAUCAAACUAACUUUUAUUCUUGGAUUAAUACACAGUAUUGCAAACCCAACGCAGUUUUACCAAAUGGUAAUGAUAUAAGAGAAGCAGAUGAAAUAGAAGUAAUUUCUUUACUCUCUGACGAAGACAUAACUCAUAUUCAAGAUGAGGUGGAAUCCGAAUGUUCUGGUUAUCAUUCGUCAGACUUUGAGUUUAUCUCUGAAGAUGAAGCUAAAAGGGAUGGAAUGGUAAUUAACUUCAGAACUAAGGAUCUUGGCAAACCAAUUUCAGAAAAAAGAGCACAUCAUCGUUCAGAAGUGGUUAAUAUUGAAAUAAGUAAAAUAGACAAUAACAUUAGAAAUGAUGUGCACAAUGGAAAUAAACCAGAAAAUACAGGUCAUGUUAUACCAGAAGGAGAUGCAUACUAUCACUUAUUCAGUGGGCUUUACAACCCAACUUUAAUUAGACAUUGGGAGAACAAGACAAUCACUAAUAACUGCAGCAAUCCUAUGCUCAUAGAAAUUGACGGUGUUGGCUUUGAUAAUGCUGCCAUUAGAAAGAUGAAUCGAAUUCAGAAAGUCAGUAAAGAACUUAAAAAGGAAGCUGCGGAUUGUAAGAAAAGAAUUUUAGAACUAUAUCCAGAAGAAAACAAGCGAUUCCGACGAUUUUAAUUUUACUUCCCAAACAUAAUAUAAUUUACUUUUGUUUUUAAGAGGCGACUAGGUUUUAUAAAAUAAAAUUCUAUUUAUUCUUAGAAAAUAACUCUUUAUU
Plutella xylostella (diamondback moth) is the source of this 2014-nucleotide messenger RNA. RefSeq lists its product as uncharacterized. Lineage: Eukaryota; Metazoa; Arthropoda; Insecta; Lepidoptera; Plutellidae. The record is from RefSeq and is a predicted model, not a curated record.